AUGCGGCGCUCGGCGCCGUUUGAGGUCGCCAUCGGGCGUGCAUCUGCCGCCGUCGCUCCCCCGGCUCUGACCGAGUACCGGGCGUUGGGGGAGGCGGCGCAGGGCGGCGCUGGCGCCGCCAUCGCCACGGGUCGCGCGGCGGCGUACCGGGCGUUGAGGGAGGCGGCGCAGGGCGGCGCUGGCGCCGCCAUCGCCGCGGGCCUCGCGGCGGCGGUCGCCAUCGGGCGUGCAUCUGCCGCCGUCGCUCCCCCGGCUCUGACCGAGUACCGGGCGUUGGGGGAGGCGGCGCAGGGCGGCGCUGGCGCCGCCAUCGCCACGGGUCGCGCGGCGGCGCGCACCCGGCUGCGGCUCUCGGCGCCGUCUCUGCGGCGCUCGGCGCCGUUUGACGUCGCGGGAAGCCGCACCUCUGCCGCCGUCGCUCCCCCGGCUCUGACCGAGUACCGGGCGUUGAGGGAGGCGGCGCAGGGCGGCGCUGGCGCCGCCAUCGCCGCGGGCCUCGCGGCGGCGGUCGCCAUCGGGCGUGCAUCUGCCGCCGUCGCUCCCCCGGCUCUGACCGAGUACCGGGCGUUGGGGGAGGCGGCGCAGGGCGGCGCUGGCGCCGCCAUCGCCACGGGUCGCGCGGCGGCGGUCGCCAUCGGGCGUGCAUCUGCCGCCGUCGCUCCCCCGGCUCUGACCGAGUACCGGGCGUUGAGGGAGGCGGCGCAGGGCGGCGCUGGCGCUGCCAUCGCCACGGGCCUCGCGGCGGCGGUCGCCAUCGGGCGUGCAUCUGCCGCCGUCGCUCCCCCGGCUCUGACCGAGUACCGGGCGUUGAGGGAGGCGGCGCAGGGCGGCGCUGGCGCUGCCAUCGCCACGGGCCUCGCGGCGGCGGUCGCGAGACACCCGGCUGCGGCUCGCGGCGCCGUCUCUACGGCGCUUGGCGCCGUCUGA
Emiliania huxleyi CCMP1516 is the source of this 927-nucleotide messenger RNA. RefSeq lists its product as hypothetical. The transcript has 7 exons. The record is from RefSeq and is a predicted model, not a curated record. The coding region runs from base 1 to 927 and encodes 308 amino acids. Lineage: Eukaryota; Haptophyta; Isochrysidales; Noelaerhabdaceae.